UCAUGGAAAGACAUCCGUAUCCACUCGAGCCUUUUCUGAAAAGGCCAACGUCCCCAGCCAUCGUCGAAGAGCUUUAGCUGGCAGGCAGAGCAGGAGAGAGUGGGAGAAUCUUAUUCCUUUUCAAACCAAGACAACGCUGGUUUCCGUUCUCGUCUUCCCGAGGUUGAAACAAGUAAAGGCUCGCUGCUUUGACUGAUAGUGUACUGUGAUGGAAAUUGGGUGUGCCCUCCCCGCCUCUUCUUCAAUACGUGGAUAUUAAUUGUUUCAUAUUUUACCGCAAUAUCAAUCAAUUUUGCAGAUUGUAUGGGAGGGGGUUCCAUCAAUUGAGGAGUGAAUUUGGUCCAAGUGGAAUGAGUGUAUUGCACCAUGCAGAGUCACACGUAGCGGUCCAGAUUGUGCAAGGGGUCAACUCCACAAGGAGUUGGAUUCAUCCUAAGGGUAGCAAAUGGCAUGCACAUACAAAGAUAGGUUUGAAGACAAGCAGUAAACGCUAGGGUUUUUUUUUUGCAUGCCAACAAUGUUUCAGGUUGUUGAUAUGAUGUCCAUUGUUGAAGAGCUGAAUUACCUUAGCUUGCAUGAGCUUAAUAAGCUCCUAAGGGAUUCAGAGAGUUUUACUCUACACAUCAAUGCCGGAAAAGAGUCAUUUAUGCAGAUUGAUAUGGAACGACUUGCAUCUUCUCUUCCUUUGCACCUUAUCGCCAUCCUUAUUUCUUCAAUGGAAGAUGAUUUGAGCUUGAGAUACAUCCUGUGUGGAGUUCGUCUUCUGCACUCGUUAUGUGAACUUGCAUCUAGGCAUGCAAAACUCGAACAGAUUCUGCUGGAAGAUGUGAAGAUCACUGAGCAAAUACUCGAUUUGGUGUUCUUUAUGCAUGUUGUUCUUGCGCGAUAUGAACAGGAUGGCUAUUCUGGAAGCUAUUUACCUCUUUUGCAUUCAGCAUUGGUGGCUUGCAGUCUUUAUCUAUUGAGAGACUAUAUUUCUCUGAAGUGGCAAGAUCUCGUCAAUGUUUUGGUUGCACAUCCAAAGAUUGAUGUAUUUAUGAAUGCAUCAUUUGAUGCCCUGCGAGUAGAUAUUGGACUUCUCCAAAUGACUUUGUCCUCGCUGAACACAAAAGUUACUGAAAAGAAAACCAGUUUUUCUGUUGCUGAGCGGGCGGUGAACAUUAUCGCACAGCAGUGCGAAGCCUCUCUUCAGAUUCUUCAAUCCUUGUGCCAGCAAAAGUUGUUUCGUGAACGCCUUCUUAAAAAUAAGGACCUCUGCAAAAAUGGGAGCAUUCUUUCUCUGGUUCUUGCUAUCCUGAGGUUGAAUAUAUCACGUCAUUUUAAGGAAUCUUCCACCAUUGUGGCGAAUGUGUCGAGGCUGAAAUCUAAAGUUCUAUCAGUUCUGAGGCAAUUCUGUGAGGACGAAAGCAUUUCUUACUUGGAUGAGGUUGCCAGCUCUCCGAGAAGCAUGAAACUGGCGACAUCUGUUGCAUUAGAGGUUCUCGAGUUACUGAAGGUUGCCUUCAGCAGGGAACCUAAACAAAUUGAUGAUUCUGUUGUCAACUGUAACCCAAAGGGUUAUUUGCUUCUCAAUUGCAUGCGUCUUGCUGAUAUUUUCUCUGAUGAUUCUAAUUUCCGUUCUUUCAUUAUGACGAACAUUACUAAGGUUUUGGCUGAGAUUUUGUCUUUGCCCCAUGACAAGUUCGUAUCCAAUUGGUGCUUGGCUGAUAUUCCAGUAAUUGAGGAAGACGCUACUCUUGAAUAUGAUCCAUUUCUGGCAGCAGGCUUGGCAAUUGCAUCAUCAAAAGUUGCUCGCUACACAGCCUUGACAGGGCCUAGCCUUCUUGAUGAAACUAAUUCUGUUUGCAGUUUAGCCUUGAAUUGUAUGCCUCUUAUCCCCCAUGUUCAGCAGAGGACGUCUUUCUUGGUCAAGAUAAUUGCAAAUCUGCACUGCUUUGUGCCAGAUAUAUGUGAAGAGCAAGAGAAAGACCAAUUUUUCAACAAAUUUGUUCAGUGCUUAAAUACGGGGACAUCUAACUCUUCUGCUGGAGUUAUCUACCAUGUUGAUGCGCCAAAAACCAUCAUGAUUUGCGAGAACCUGUGUUCCUUGUUGGAGCAUGCAAUAUCUCUUGUUCCAACCUUACUGAAUGAGGACGAUGUGCAACUUCUGAGUGUAUUCUUUGAGCAACUCUAUGCAUCACUUCCUUCGGCACAAUCUAUAACUGGUGCAGCUAAGGAGGAGCCAGUUGUUGAAGAUGCGAGAGAAGUUAAUGAAAAGACUCUGAAGGGUUAUUUAUAUCAACAGUACCAACAUUCUCAAUGCUGGAAAAGAUAUUCCAAUAUUGAUAUAGUCAAACAUGAAAGUCCCUUGAUGAAUGCACGAUCUUCAUUUCCUCAUGUGCUUGGCAACUGCCAACUCAAAUAUGAAACUCUGGAAAAUGAUAGCUAUCGAUUACCUGAGGAGGCACAAAGCACAGGACGUUGUGCGUUGCAUUUUACAAGGAAAGUUAAUGCAAAUUCUAUUGUAGACGUUCUAGAUUCUGGAAGAGAAUAUGGUGACAUAGAAGACGGGACCGUGGAGACAUCAUUUCAAGAAGUGGACCAGUUUAAAGCCGUGAUAAACAAGCAGACAAGCCCCCCCAGUGAGGUGAUGGAGCUCGAUAGAAGUAGAAAGAAGGAUAAGAAUGGUUCGUCAGGAUGUGUAGGAGAAGUCAAUGAAGAGCUUGGAACUGCUGAUACGAAUAUAAUUGUUGGGAGUUCCAAGAAGGAAGAAACUUGUCUUGAUCAACGUCUAAAUGAUGCUAAUGGUGAAAUGCCGAAAUUGAAGGAGCGUGUGAAGGGCAGUGGAUGUAGAGGUUUCGUAGAAGAAUUUGAGAAGCUUGAAUCUGUACAGAGUGAUGACAAACACCGAAGAAAACGGAAGCGUAACAUUAUGAAUGAAAAACAGAUAAUCUUAAUUGAGAGGGCCCUUUUAGAUGAACCAGAGAUGCAGCGGAAUGCAUCUCUAUUACAGUCAUGGACAGAGAAACUGAGUAUUCAUGGCUCCGAGCUGACAUCUUCCCAGCUAAAGAACUGGCUGAACAACAGGAAAGCUAGACUAGCUCGAGCUGCUCGAGAUGCUCAUGCACCAUCAGAAGGAGACAAUGCAUUUUCUGAUAGGAAUUGUGUCUCAAAUAUGGGGGGGCAUUUCUAUGACUCAUCAGAGAGUACCGGAGGGGAGGACUUCUACUUCCUGUCAAAGGUAGAGAGAGGCAGCAACCAACCAUCAGAGAGUGCAGAAAGAUUGGAUGAAGAUCAUGAUGAUGGCGGCAUUACAAAAGAGAUGGGAUGUGAAACACCGGAUUUGCCCCUGACAGACUUUGUUGAUUUCGCAGCACAGCAGAUGCAUUUGAGAUACUUGCGGUUUGAAGCUGGCCAAUGUGUUUCUCUAACCGAUGAUGAUGGCAAAGAGGUUUGCCGGGGGAGGAUUUGCCAGAUGGAAGGAAGAUGGUAUGGGAAGAACCUGGUAGAAUCAGGGCUAUGUAUAGUAGAAGUUAAUGAGCUCAAGGUUGAUAGACAGACAAGGCUGCAGCACCCUUCUGAGGCUGGUGGUAGCACAUUUGACGAAGCCGAGUUGAAAACUGGGAAGAUGAAAGUGGCCUGGGAUGUAAAUAAGAUAUUCCACUUGCCCUGAGUACAAACCCAUCCAUAAUUCAUCUUCUGACAAUUGUAAGAGAGAUGCACUUGCCAUGUAAUAUCCAAGAAGGUACCAAUAUUUUCUUGGAUUUACAGGUCUCCGAAAAACAGAUGCUGAAAAGAUUAGAGAGACCUUAAUUGCAUGUUGUAAAGUAUGCGUGCGUGUGUGUUUUCUUGACAGUAAACAACCAAGAAUUACAAGCUGGGCAUUUAGCAUGUGGAGGUUUGCAUAGAGGGCAUGGAACUUGGAUAUUGGUUCUCUUCCUUUGUUGUAAAUGUUAACUUGGAAUGGAACUCCAGAUGUUACGUGGCACCUCUGCCUAGAGCCCAUCCUCGUAUUUUCUUUUGCAGCACCACAAAAGCAAGUAAACCUAGGGUUAAAGGAGAACAAGUCCGACCAUUGAGAUAAAUACGCUUUAGUGGAUUAACAUAGCAUUAUUCACAGUUGAUUCCCACUGUUCUUUAUAUAGUUGUUCAAUGCACUUUUCAUAUAUGGUUCUUCAAUGGAUGAACCUUGGAAUUGUUCAAAA
This is a messenger RNA of Amborella trichopoda, 4184 nucleotides long. Its product is annotated as sequence-specific DNA binding transcription factor ATNDX. NCBI's taxonomy places the organism in Eukaryota, Viridiplantae, Streptophyta, Magnoliopsida, Amborellales, Amborellaceae. Gene Ontology annotation, molecular function: single-stranded DNA binding. Gene Ontology annotation, biological process: flower development. The record is from RefSeq and is a predicted model, not a curated record.